AUGUCCGUCCCCGCCACAGACCCCGCCGUGUAUGCGGAAUACGAAUCCAAAUGGUCCAGCCUUCCCGACACAGAAGAAGCAUGGCUCGCUAGAGCGCGAGAAGUUUCCGAAGUCCUAGCCAAAGACGCCGCCCAGCGCGACCAGGAAAACAAAUCCCCUCGCGCUGAAGUGGCUUUGCUCAAAUAUGCCGGUUUGACCAAGCUUCUCGGCCCUAAGAAGUAUGGCGGCGGAGAGCAACCAUGGAGUGUGGGAUACAAGGCAAUCCGAGAGGUUGCGAAAGCGGAUGGGUCGAUUGGCAUGCUGCUGGGCUACCACCUCCUCUGGUCAACCACAGCAAACGUCGUCGGGACACCGGAGCAAGCCGACCGUACAAGCCAGUGGAUUAUUUCAAACAACUACUUUGUCGGCGGUGCCGUGAACCCCCGUGACAGCGAUCUCAAAAUCGUCUCUGAUGGCGACGAUAUUAUAUUCACCGGAAACAAAUUCUUCAACACUGGCGGCGUGGUGUCUGACCUGACAGUCCUGGAGGGUGUCUUGGAUGGAACUCAAGAUCACAUUUUCGCUCUUGUCGAGACCCGUCAGCCUGGCAUCCAGUUUGCUCACAACUGGCACAACAUCGGUCUGCGUCUCACCGAGUCUGGAGGCGUGAAGAUCGACAAUGUGCGCGCACCUUGGGCCAAUGCCCUUGGCUGGGAUCCCGCCAGCAAGCAGCCCCGGGAGGACACCCUGAAGAUCGCGUUCCCGACUUUACUUCUACCCACUAUACAGCUUGUCUUCAGUAACUUCUACCUGGGCAUCGCCUUGGGUUCAUUGGAGUUCGCCUCCAAGUAUACCACGACUGCGACACGGGCUUGGCCCUUCGGAGGCGAUAACAAGGAGUCAGCAACUGAUGAAUUCUACAUUCUGGAGCGAUACGGCAACUUCUUUGCUCAUCUGCGGGCUACUGAAGCACUCGCCGAUCGUGCGGGUGAGCAAUUGUCCAGCCUGUAUGCCCGCUAUCAGAACGACAAGGCCGCCCUUACACCCCGAACGCGUGGGGAGGUCGCCGAGUGGGUGGCGAGUGUCAAGAUUGUCAGCACCGACGUGGGUCUCCGAGUCACUUCGGGUGUAUUCGAGGUGACUGGUGCUCGUGCCACUGCCUCCAAGGUGGGCUUGGAUCGAUUCUGGCGGGACAUUCGGGUUCAUACCCUGCAUGACCCGGUGGCUUAUAAGAACCGAGAAGUGGGACGAUAUGCACUUUUGAAUGAAGUCCCCGAGCCCAGUUGGUACACAUGA
Molecule: messenger RNA, 1275 nt
Organism: Penicillium olsonii
Lineage: Eukaryota; Fungi; Ascomycota; Eurotiomycetes; Eurotiales; Aspergillaceae
Source: the annotation of a GenBank genome assembly